Hyaloscypha bicolor E is the source of this 480-nucleotide messenger RNA. RefSeq lists its product as uncharacterized. Lineage: Eukaryota; Fungi; Ascomycota; Leotiomycetes; Helotiales; Hyaloscyphaceae. The record is from RefSeq and is a predicted model, not a curated record. The transcript has a single exon. The coding region runs from base 1 to 480 and encodes 159 amino acids.
AUGGCCCUCGCCGCAAGUUCCAUCCGGCUUCUCCGCCUCAGCCCGGCGCUCUGCUCCUCCAUGGUUCUCAUGUUCGCCCUCGACGAGCAUCUGAUCUUCGGAACUUGGGUCACGCCCUCCAUCCGCACACUGGCAAACUCCACCCUGCCCGCCUGGUGGACCAGGGGCGGCCAUCGCUGGCGCUGGGUCCUGAUCAUAUUCUACCCCGUCAACUACAUUCUGGGCAUUCUCAACCUGCUCGUCCCUGCGGAUCAACCUGUCUCGACAACGUGGUACCAAUGGGGUCUGUUUUUCAGCAUUGCACACAUGUUCUUUGUUCCGAUGGCUCUGCGCCGGAUAGCAGCUAUUGAGAACGGCGUUCCGAAGGGGAAUGUUGUCAGUUCGAUGGAGGCUUGGCUUAGGAUGAAUUGGGUUCGGGCGUUGACUACGGACUUGCCGGCUUGGCUGUGCUUCAUCAUCGCCGCGCUGAAGGCACUGUGA